Molecule: messenger RNA, 1988 nt
Organism: Fundulus heteroclitus (mummichog)
Lineage: Eukaryota; Metazoa; Chordata; Actinopteri; Cyprinodontiformes; Fundulidae
Gene: primpol
Product: primase and polymerase (DNA-directed)
Exons: 14
Coding region: 189-1760 (523 amino acids)
Biological process (GO): replication fork processing; mitochondrial DNA replication; error-prone translesion synthesis
Cellular component (GO): nucleus; mitochondrial matrix
Molecular function (GO): DNA-directed DNA polymerase activity; chromatin binding
Source: RefSeq, a predicted model, not a curated record
AGACAAGAAGUAGUUAAUUUUACCAGAAAUAUGGCGGUAAUGUAACAACAAGGAGCGAAGUCUGUAAACUAAACAACAGGUUGAUUUAUAACUAGUUAAUCGUUGCUGGGAGGAAAGUUUGUCUACCAAAAUCCAAUUUAACUACAAAGCUCGUUGACUUGCGUGUGCGGGACUAGCGGGACCUCAGGAUGAGCAGCUGGGGGGACCGGCUGAAGAAAGUGGAGCAGCUCGCUCAGUCGUUCCAGCAGAACCCGCUGACGACGCCCUACAAACCUCGACUGUGGCCGUGCCAGCCCUCGUCUGUCUGGAAGCUCUUCCCUCGACAGAGCCUGGCCAUCAGCUUCGCUCAGAGCUGCAGAGAGGCCGUGCAUGUUUUCGCGCUUGAAAAGGAAAAGGCCCCGCUGGGUCAAAGGAUCUACCUGGUCACAAGUUACAGCGAGCUGUGGCAUUAUUACAGGGCUUACCCUCAGUCAUUGAUGCACUGUUAUGAGUUGAUACCGGAGGGGGCAGUGUGCAAGCUUUACUUUGACUUGGAGUUUCACAAGCCCUCAAACGAAGGAUCCGAUGGGAAGUCUAUGGUUUCCCUGCUCAUCCAGUAUGUCUGUGCCAAGUUGAGGGAAGUUUAUGGGAUUGAAUGCUCAGUGAAAAACGUCCUGAACCUGGACUCCAGCACGGAUGAGAAGUUCAGUCGACAUCUGAUCUUCAUGCUACAAAACGCAGCUUUUAAAGACAACAUCCACGUCGGUAGAUUCAUCCACCAUAUUCUUCAGCCCAUCAUCACCAAACUCAGAAGCGAGAGCCGUCUACACAAAGGGGACAUCCCUCAGUCAGACAGCGAUAGACAAGUUCACGUUGUCUCUGAGGCGGCUCAGAGUCCACUUACAAAGAGGCGAAAAGAGGAAGUGAGCGACCUCGGCUUUUUGCUGGUGACAAACAAGGACGGCCAUAACGGUCUUUUUGUGGAUCUGGGUGUGUACACCAGGAACAGGAACUUUCGGCUGUACAAGUCCUCAAAGGUUGGGAAGAACGCUGCGUUCACUGUGGCCGAAGACAACCAGUUUGCUGCCAAACCUGCCAAAGGAGCGUCUGUUGAGGAAAGUGUCUUCUUGGCAUCCUUAGUGUGUAACAUCAGCUUCACAGGUCAGAGGAUCCUUACUUGGGACGGUACAGAAAAUAAAGAGGCUAAAACUCCAACCCCUCAGUGUCAGCAGGGAUCUGAUUCUAAUCCAGGCACCUUUUCUGGCUGCCUGUCCUCUCCUUACCAAGAAGUGGACAACUUUGUGUUAACCUUGGUCAGAAAGGACGGAGUUCAGGGAAGCAUUCGAAGAUGGAGCUACUUUGCUGCAGAUCAGCUUCUUGUCUAUGACAUCGCCAACUACCGCUGGUGUGAAAACGUGGGCAGGUUUCAUAAGAGCAACAAUGUCAUGAUUGUCGUGGACCUCAAAGUGGAGGUUUGGUACCAGAAGUGUCACGAUCCAGACUGCAGGAACUUCAGGUCCUCGAGUUUUCCACUGCCACAAGAGAUCUGUGUCAGCUACAUCCUCAGUCUGGACGAGGAGGAUCAGGCGUACCUGAUGGACGACACGGGCAACUUUGAACCCAGCCAGGCCUCGAGCUGUCCUGCGGAGGAGGCUCCUGAAGUGUGGGGAGAUGAGCAGGACGAGCGGGAAUAUUUAAAGAGCCUGGAUGACUUUGAAGAAAACAACGCAGAGAUCUCUGACCAGCUUCUGCUUACAUGUGUGGCAGACUUGGACUCCUAGAGCGCGACUACCUUCUGUUGUGGCUCCAGCAUACUAGAAAUACUCAGAACUACUCAUAAAUACACAAUUAAAUUGUUUUAAACAGCUUGUCAGCAAGCUAUUUUGUUUAACUGAGGAUGGAUAAUUACUGGUAGACUAAAGAUAAAAGCUACACAUUUUAAUAAAUAUAGCAGUUCCACCUUAAAUGUUAUUAUAAUUGAAUGCCUUUCAUUAAAUCUUUAAAUAUUG